AGGAAAACAAAAUGGUAAAGUAAAUACAAAUCUUCUCAGUGAAGAAAUCUCAAGUCCAGAACAAGGAGAAGAAGAGGGUAAUGUCGGCGUUUCUUAACGACCUGCUAUCGAAACGGACCUCGGUUUUCGGGUUGCGGUUAUGGGUCGUUCUGGGCAUCAGUGUCGGCGCUGCAAUUGUGCUCCUCCUCUUCUUUCUCUCCCUCUGGUUCACCUCCCGCCGCAACCACGCCGCCGUCAAAAAGUCAUCUUCUACUACUAAUCUCUUUCUUGCUCACAAAACCCCCACCGCAAUCAAGGAGACUCGGGCUUCCCGACCCGACCCGUCAAAAGCCCGCCCGCAGAAUCCCGCUCAUUCCCUACCCGACCCGGUUCAGGAGUCUGAGGAGGCCAGGCGCAGCUCGGGCGGGCAGCGGAUGGUUAAAAUCGACAUCGGGAAGGGCCACAGGAUUUCGUACCCGGGCAGCGGCGGAUCGAGGCACGAGAGCGGAGAGUCACGGUCUGGCGGAGAUCCGUCGGCCGCCGCCGCCUCCUCCGCGCCGGAGGUGUCUCACUUGGGUUGGGGCCAUUGGUACACUCUGAGAGAGCUUGAGAUUUCCACCAAUGGGUUUGCCGAUGAGCGUGUGGUUGGUGAGGGUGGCUAUGGCAUUGUUUACCGUGGAAUUCUUGAUGAUAACACCACCAUUGCUGUCAAGAAUCUGCUCAAUAACAGGGGACAAGCUGAGAGGGAGUUUAAGGUUGAAGUGGAAGCGAUUGGGCGUGUUCGGCACAAGAAUUUGGUGAGAUUGCUUGGCUAUUGCGCAGAGGGAGCACAUAGGAUGCUAGUGUAUGAGUAUGUAAACAAUGGAAACUUGGAGCAGUGGCUCCAUGGAGACGUGGGACCCUGCAGUCCUCUUACCUGGGAAAUUCGAAUGAAUAUCAUCCUUGGAUGUGCAAAAGGGUUAACGUAUCUACAUGAAGGUCUUGAACCCAAGGUUGUUCACCGCGACAUCAAAUCAAGCAACAUUUUGCUUGACAGACAAUGGAAUCCCAAAGUAUCUGACUUUGGCUUGGCCAAGCUCUUGGGUUCUGAGAGGACUUACGUUACCACUCGUGUUAUGGGUACCUUCGGUUAUGUAGCUCCUGAGUAUGCUAGUACUGGCAUGUUGAAUGAAAGAAGCGAUGUUUAUAGUUUUGGGAUUCUUCUGAUGGAGAUAAUUACUGGAAGAGUUCCAGUGGAUUACAAGCGCCCACCUGGAGAGGUAAAACUUGUUGAUUGGAUUAAGACAAUGGUCUCAAACCGGAACUCAGAGGGCGUUUUAGAUCCCAAGUUGCCCGAAAACCCUUCUUCACGAGCAUUGAAACGGGCCCUCCUGGUGGCUCUGCGCUGCGUAGACCCAAAUGCUCAGAAGAGGCCGAAGAUGAGCCACAUCAUACACAUGCUUGAAGCUGAUGACUUCCCCUUCCGAGAUGACAAAAGACCGGGAAGGGAUGUUGAAGAGAAGGCGAGAGUCACAGAGAAGGACAUAAUAGCCGAAUCAGCGGAUAGUGGCUAGUGUUUUAGGCAUAUGCCCACACUUGUAAAGGUCGAUUGAUGAGAACAAAAAAUUCUUCAAUUGUUACUACUUCUGAUAUAGCCGAUGACCAGUGUAAAUAUCAUUCAUCCCUCUCUGCCUUUGCACAUACAAUGUUGUCCUUGAUGCUGUAGAGUUCCUUUUCAACUAAUUUAAGUUCUUUCAAUAUGAAUCUGGGCUUACAUCAGGCAACAUAGAACAUGAAACCUUCCUGCGACGCUUGAACAAGCAUCCCAGAAAUCUUAAUAACAAACUAAAGUUGCGUUCUGCUAUGUUUCUUUUCUUCAUCUUCAAAGAACACUUCGUUAAUAUCAUCAGCAGCAUCUCUAGGCGAUCGGAGUGACGAGAGAGAGAUGGAGAUUCGCGAACCGAAACGUGACUUGGGGUUUCCGAUCGCAGGAACCUUGGCUCCCAAUAGCGUUUCCGGCGAGGUUACCAGGUUUUGCGGUCGUGAAUUGAUUUUGAUUGCGGGAACAUUGGCUCAAAAAACGCUAGCUCAAUCGGAAUGGUUAACAGGAGCCCAUAUGAAGAUGGGUAGUCAUAAAAGUGGAGAUAGAUUAUCCCAAGGAGAUGUCUUGCUGAUGGAUCCAGACCAAUAUUCUAAGUUUUGCGAAGAAGAAGAUGGAAACCAUUGGUGAUGCUUAGCUUAUUUAAAGGUUGUUGAAGUGAUGUUCCAAGGAGAGCACUUGAGAACCCGGAGUCACCAUCCUUGAAGAUCAGGCAAAAACGUCCCCGAAUCACUUGGUGAAACUCUUGGUAUGGAGAGUCUUAUUUGUGAGGAGUAACCACCCACAAAAGCGAACCUGACUAGAGGAAAUUUCCGAAGACUCCCCACAUAGCCUCCAUAAUAAGGCCGGCCAUCAUCAGUAGGUUGCAGUGCCUCUCUUUUGCUCAUCAAUCUAUUUAUUUUGGCCAUAAACACUUUGAAUGUACCGCUUUGAAGCACAUUUAAGGUAGAACCUACAAUACAUUGAGAGGUUAGAUAGACAUAAUUAGUUUGAGAGGUGUCCUGGAAAAACGUAUAAAAUUGUGAGGGCAAAAAAAGUAUAGUACUCAAAUUGGUCGUCACAUGUGUCUAUUAGAGCUCCUCCUCUAUUGUCUGGAAACCUUGGUGUUUCUGGGAUGGGCGCUAAGUAGUGGGUACCUUGUUCAAAACCAAUGUAAAGCCGCAUCAAAAGAUACGAUAAGCUCGUACCAUG
Messenger RNA from Cuscuta campestris, 2749 nucleotides. The record is from the annotation of a GenBank genome assembly. Lineage: Eukaryota; Viridiplantae; Streptophyta; Magnoliopsida; Solanales; Convolvulaceae.